Molecule: messenger RNA, 8929 nt
Organism: Colius striatus (speckled mousebird)
Lineage: Eukaryota; Metazoa; Chordata; Aves; Coliiformes; Coliidae
Gene: ABLIM1
Product: actin binding LIM protein 1
Exons: 23
Coding region: 91-2217 (708 amino acids)
Biological process (GO): lamellipodium assembly; cilium assembly; cytoskeleton organization
Cellular component (GO): actin cytoskeleton; stress fiber
Molecular function (GO): actin filament binding
Source: RefSeq, a predicted model, not a curated record
AAAGAUCUCGUUUGUUCCUCCAGCUUGUCAUCUGUACUCUGAAAGGCUGUAGCUUCUGAGGUCCAGAAACGUUACUACUUGAGAGCACAAAUGGAAGUAGAAAUACAUCAGAGCUCUGCAAACGGCAAAGUGGCCCAUCCUCAGGAGUCUCACCACCCCUCCGAAAAGCCGGUCAUCCACUGCCAUAAAUGUGGGGAGCCGUGUAAAGGCGAAGUACUCCGUGUUCAGGCCAGACACUUUCACAUCAAAUGCUUCACCUGCAAAGUAUGUGGCUGUGACUUGGCACAAGGAGGCUUUUUCAUCAAGAACGGGGAAUAUCUGUGCACCUUGGAUUACCAGCGCAUGUAUGGUACCCGCUGCAACGGUUGUGGGGAGUUUGUGGAAGGAGAAGUAGUGACAGCUCUGGGAAAAACUUACCAUCCAAGCUGCUUUGCCUGUACUGUGUGCAAGCGUCCGUUUCCACCAGGAGAUCGAGUUACCUUUAAUGGAAGGGACUGUCUCUGUCAGAUGUGUGCUCAGCCAAUGGCCUCCAGUCCAAAAGAACUGUGUGCCUCGAGCAAUUGUGCUGGCUGUGGAAGAGACAUAAAAAAUGGACAAGCAUUGCUAGCUCUGGAUAAGCAGUGGCACCUGGGGUGCUUUAAGUGCAAGGCCUGUGGGAAGGUCCUAACUGGGGAAUACAUCAGCAAAGAUGGUGCUCCUUACUGUGAAAAGGACUAUCAAGUUCUUUUUGGAGUCAAAUGUGAAGCAUGUCACCAGUUCAUUACUGGGAAAGUCCUAGAGGCAGGUGACAAGCAUUAUCAUCCAAGCUGUGCACGAUGCAGCAGGUGCAACCAAAUGUUCACAGAAGGAGAAGAAAUGUACCUACAAGGUUCCACUGUCUGGCAUCCGGACUGUAAGCAAUCCACCAAGACUGAAGAUAAGCUACGGCCUACAAGAACAUCAUCAGAAAGCAUUUAUUCCAGACCAGGUUCCAGUAUACCUGGCUCUCCAGGCCACACUAUCUAUGCAAAAGUAGACAAUGAAAUCCUUGAUUACAAGGAUUUAGCAGCCAUUCCCAAAGUCAAGGCCAUUUAUGACAUUGAACGUCCAGACCUAAUUACUUAUGAGCCAUUCUACACUUCCGCCUACGAGGACAGACAGGAGAGACAGAGUCUUGGAGAGUCUCCAAGGACAUUAUCACCUACCCCUUCUGCAGAAGGCUAUCAAGAUGUUCGUGAUCGCAUGAUUCACAGGUCUACUAGUCAGGGCUCCAUUAAUUCUCCGGUGUACAGUCGUCAUAGCUACACACCCACCAUGUCACGUUCUCCUCAGCAUUUCCACAGACCUGGCAAUGAGCCGUCCAGCGGUCGGAACUCCCCUGUCCCUUACCGGCCCGACAGCCGCCCUCUCACUCCAACUUACGCUCAGGCCCCUAAACAUUUCCAUGUUCCAGAUCAAGGUGUCAACAUUUACAGGAAACCGCCCAUCUACAAACAACAUGAUGCAGCUGCUUUGGCAGCACAGAGCAAGUCCUCCGAGGAUAUCAUCAAGUCCUCCAAGUUCCCAGCAGCUCAUGCACCAGCACCCAACGAGAUACCAAAGAUUGAGACAGACCACUGGCCAGGUCCUCCCUCCCUUGCUGCCAUAGGAGCUGACAUGAGACGCAGAUCAAGUGGAAGAGAGGAGGAUGAUGAGGAGCUGCAGAGGCGCCGGCAGCUGCAGGAGGAGCAGCUCAUGAAGCUCAACUCUGGCCUGGGACAAUUGAUAUUGAAAGAAGAGAUGGAAAAGGAGAGUCGCGAUAGGUCAGCCCUCUCUGCCAGUCGUUAUGACUCCCCAGCACAUGCUGCAGCCUCCAAAACCUCUUCACUCCCUGGCUAUGGGAAAAAUGGACUACACAGGCCAGUGUCUACAGAUUUUGGUCAGUACAACAGUUAUGGGGAUGUGAGUGGUGGUGUUAGAGAUUUCCAGUCCCUUCCGGAUGGUCAUGUCCCUGGGAUGAGAAUGGACAGAGGAGUAUCUAUGCCUAACAUGUUGGAGCCAAAGAUUUUUCCAUAUGAAAUGCUCAUGGUGACCAACAGAGGGCGAAAUAAAAUACUAAAAGAUGUAGACAGGACCAGGCUGGAGCGUCACUUAGCACCUGAAGUUUUCCAAGACAUCUUUGGCAUGACGAUACAGGAGUUUGACAAGUUACCUCUCUGGAGACGCAACGACAUGAAGAAAAAAGCAAAACUCUUUUAACCUCCCUUUAAACAAACCAACAAGAAAUGAUGCAUAGGAUAUUUAUUGUAUCCUACAGUCCAAACUAUAUGGAAGCAACUACUUAGCCACCAGAAAGGGAAAAUCACAUAAUGGCACCUCUGUACACAGCAGUUGAACAAGAUGAAUGUUUGUCCUGCUGGAACACAGGGAGAAAAUAUUUGGGCUCAGAAACAACAGUGAUAGUUCUCAGAGGUGUCAAACCUGUUACAUGAUAUUAUACAAGAUAGGAAACUGUUCCAUUCUUCUCCCUCAAUGAUAUUCCCUUUUACUUCUCUCCACAAUAUGAUGGACUUUAUUGCUAGAGCCAGGAAGUGCCCUUAGGAUGCCUUGUAGACUAAAGUAGUUGUAACCACUCCAAGAACUGGAAAAGAAUAUAUAUAUAUAAAUAUACAUAUAUGUGUGUGUUUGCGUGUGUGCACACAUAUAUUUAUAUCUAUCCAUCUAUCUAUGUGUGUGUGUAUGUAUGUACAUAUAUGUGUGUAUAUAUGGAGAGGAAGACAGAUGCUCUGGAGUGAAGGAGAAGCCCUUUGUAACUUACCCACGUGGUCACAUGAAGUUUUUCACACAACCAUUUCCGAAUCGGCACUCUUUGGAAAUGGCAUCUUCCUCACGUGACAGGAUGUGCAAAGGUGGGCACUCUGCUCACAGUGCAUACCAGUUGAAUUUCUAGAACAUGAGUUCCUUGUAAUUGUAGAUAUCUGCUAGGAUGUAGGAAGUGAAUUGCUGUGUCUGUUGUCAGUCUUCCCUCUUCCACCCCUUUCUGCUUGAAUUAUGGAGGCUGGAGCUUAACCAGUCCUUUGAAUAGUUUAAGAUCAUUUAAGUAAUGGGAAUGGUGGAGGAGAGUCAGUUUUGUUGUAAUAUAGUGCAAGGGAUGGGUGGAUGGGGGUGGGAGUGACUGAGUGAGAAAAUGCUUUAUUAAGCGUGCCCUGGUUUGCACCCAGAGAUUUCGGGGCAGACUCCCUGCUGGCGAUUACUGCUUACAGCCCAGCACACUGCGGGGGGGUUGGAGGAUUUUCCAUCAGCAGGGAAGGUGGUUCUCUGCAAGCUAACACACAAAUUCAUCCCUCUUGGGGAGGAAUGUUUAUGAAUGGAAAGGUACCAUCAAGGUGCCGUGCUCUGCCAAUAGAGGCUUUUGGAUGAACUUGCAGUUGCUGUUGUCGAUAUGGCACAGUGCAUGGGGCCAAGCACUCUCUGUAGCUAGUGUAGUUUUUCACUUGUGCUUGGAAAAGAAGGCACAGACUUUUUUUUCCUCUCUCUUGAAGUAUCAAAGCUCCAGCCUUGGUUAUUUUUAUUUCCCUUUGUGCCUGACUUGGUUUUUAAAGACAGAAUAAUCAUGCAAGACAGUUUCUGAGCUGCAUUGAACUCCUUAUUGCUUUCGGUCUUCUUCCAAUAUGCUGCAGCUUAAAAAACUGCCUGUAUAUACCUUAACUGCUUCUGGGCAAGUCCCAUACAGACAAGGACAUGGGCACCAAAGUAAUGGAAUGAAUGCAUUGUGGCUGCAAGGUCAGCUUUUCCUCUUCCUUGGUGCUUAACUGCCAAUGCAUACUGCACUAAUGGGCCCACCUCCUGAUGCAGGAGAGGGUCCUCUGGGUUCUGUGUCAGACAACAAAUAUCAAGGUUUCAUUUAUAAUGCAGAAACUUUUGGCACUGGAGACAUCAGAACCUUCGUAUUCUCUGUUAGAUGAGACAUGGGUGUUAAAAGCUGGAAGUCAGGAACGGGAAACAGUCCCAUGUGGUUGUGAGAUUCACUAUCACUGUGUUGAGUUCUCUCUAUCACCAAAUGGCAUUUCACCAUGCAAGACAGCCCAAAUCCUGCCUCUUCUUUGCUGGUUUAGGAAGUCCCGUUGUAACAGAUCACUGUGGUUCCUUGGAUAAAAUCAGAGUUGAAGAUUCAGUGCAUGAAAGACAGAUACAAGGGGCCAGCACCUGCUCCAUGUUCCUAGAGCAAAGGGAAGGACGAGUCUGUGGGAUAAGGUGGAGAAAAUGCAGAUCUGGCACCAUAGCCACCAUGGAACAGGAGUCCACAGUGAACACUGUGACACACACACACAGCUGUGAGUAAACCCUCUGGAUGUAUCUGAGAUGGCAGCAAGGAUCAGCUCAACAUGUUUUGCUUCAUUUUUCAGAACAAGCACCUGAAAAGGGCUGUAGAGGAACAUGGAGAUGUAAGAGGGAAUAUUAGGGCACCGGCAGUUCGAGAUGCAUUUCUGAGUGUCUGCUGAAACCAAACCCGUAUAAUGAAAGAACAGCAGUGUUUUACAGCCACAGGCUUUUGCAGUGCUGGAGUCUCAGAAAUUCAGUGUUUGUCACCUUAACUCUGAGAUGAACAUUUGAGUUUUAGUGCAUUUAGAGCAUUAGAUUUCUCUGAACUUGGACACUCACACCCUGUAGACAGUACUGUGCUGCUGCCUCUCAAACAGAGCAGGCAGCAUUCAGCCGAAGUCGCCUUCACAGUAAACCUUUGAGAUCUGAAGGCUUGCUCCCUCAAGGAUGUGAGCUGUUAGUCUGCAUUUUUCUGGCCCCAUCUCUGGAUUACUGUUGAACCCCUCACAGCAUGUAUGACGACACUACGCAGUCAUUUCAGAACUGACUAAGCCAGGUUGUUUUCUCUCCUCUCCUUCCUCUCCAAAACAAAAAAGAGGAACAAAUAAAAAAGAACUCAGCCUCCUAGACUGUGGCAAAUGACAGGGUGACCUGUACCUGCCUCAUCAACUGAGAAUUUAAAACUGCAGUUGCAGCUUGGGAAGGAAUGAAGAGAAGCCAGCUUAGGUGCUGCAGAAACAAUCUCUUAACUAGAUUUUUAGGCCACUGGUGAUUCCCAUCUCACUGCUGCGGAGCAGAGUCAGUCAGUUCCCAGCUCUCUGCACCAGACUUCACCCUGCUUUAUUUCUGAUUGGCGACAUGAAGGCUUUUCUGAGCUUCAGUCUCAUGCCUGUAGUUAAUUCCCCUUAACUGUCCCAACCAUCUACAUGUCAGCAUACCCUAAGAGAUGGCCUGUCCCUAAAAGCACGCUGCACCACCCGCAGAAGGGGUGUGUUUUCUGCAGUGGGCUGUUAGUAAUUGGCACUGCAACAUUCUCUGUUAAUUCAUCUGGUCUUUCCAUCUAAUUAAAACAGCAAAGUAGCCCCAGGGAGAAUUUUCCUUGCAAGUGGUGAAUCAUUUUCCUAGUAUCAAUCCAGUAGCAUUCUCUUGGGCAGUUCUCUGUAAUUCCCCUCUUCAGUAUUCCCUCGAGACAUGUCAGGAGCUGUGCUAGAUGAUCUUUAAAGGUUUCUUCCAACCCAAACCAUUUUAUAACUCUAUGAAGAUGCCUUAAGUACAUGCUUAGGUUGUUCUGUCUCCUGCAAAACAUCUGAGCUCCCAAUCAAGUCCCAUCAAACUCGGUGCUGUCAACAGAACGUCAUUGCGAAGCUGGCAGAAAACUGGUUGCUUUUGUCUUGUUUUUUUUUCCCUUUUUCUGCUUUAGGAGUAAUUUAAGAGCAAAUUGCUGUCAAAACAUUGAAAAAUAACCACACAUGUGCAAAAUGGGAUUAUGUACACAUGGAGGUUCUCAAGCACAGGUGCACAUGAAGCUCUUACACUGCCCAUUUGGAGCUGAGUUGCUAUGUGAGUGGUUCACUUGGAGUUUCCAGAGAGCGGAUAGUGUCCAAUAGAUAGCAGAGAGCAUUAAGUUAGGAAGCUUAUCACUCACAUAUGUGUUUGUGGGGCCUGUGGGUACUUGUGAUGUAUUGAGUGUGCAAAAGGCAGGGCCAGUUUCCCACAUCACGGAAGUGCCAGCUUGGCCAAAAGUGAAAUCAUGUAAAGGGCCUCCUCAGGCAUACGUGAACAUUUGCAGCAGCCACCCCUGGCACUGUUCAGAUGGAAGGGUAAUACCCUCUGCAGCAGUCUUUGUGAUAAACAGGAACCCAGAGAUCUGACUCAUAUGGACAAGUAGAGAACUGCUUUGCUUUACAGUGGGAGCAGCUGGCCAUGCCCUCUAUACCCAUGCCUUAACUUAGCAUAAGCUCCAGCCUACUGAAAUACCUAUAUUGAAAGAAGUAUGUUAUUCAUCAUCUCUGAAGACAGUGGAAUUAAGCCAACUUAAAGAGCAGAUUUGGAAGUUACCAAACUGUCCCCUAUUUCUCAAUGAAGCAGUGAGAUCUGCUCAUGAGAUCUGUAUGUAGCAUCUCAGCUCUGCCAGUGUCCUAUCCCAAACCUGCUAAACUUUCUGUACAACUGGAAAAGUACAUUCUUGUGAAAUUUGCUCACAGAAUUGCCUUGUUUUUUCAUCUUCAAUUGUAACCAUCUCAUGCUGGCAUCGUUCAGGACAGGUUUAGAGGCAUCUCAGAAACAUACUUGUUCUCAGUUUGGUUAGAGCCUUUCAUUAACAUUAUGGUUUGUGAUGCAUUGUGGAUAUAGCUGCAGUGUGCUGUGAAAGGUUAGAGUAGGAGAACAGCAAGUUUCUCCAUACCUGUAUGUGGGAUGAGAUAGCUCUGUGGCUCCAGUAUCCUUUUACAUCUGUCAGGACAGAUGUCAUCUCCUUACAGAGCUGGAUAGGCCCAAGUCUGUGGGUCUAGCACUAAAGUGCAUGCUGCUCUUUCUCCGUGGCAGCUAGGAAAUCCUUUCUCAGCCAUGUAGUUCAGCUGUCCUGCUCUCAGGGGAGGUCUUCAGGAGUCACUUCUGUAAAAGUCUGUUACAUUUUGCAAUGGAUGGAGAAGGGUUAAAUUCUUGGAAGGAGGAGGGCUGGCAUAAUCUUGAUCUCAUCAGGAUCUGCCAGGGUGGUGUUUAGCAGACUUAGAAGACAACGCAGACAAGAGCCUGUAGUAUCUGCUUCAAACUGUAGAGAAGUCAAAUUUAGAGCCUAUAGCUUAUGAGUGUCUACACUAAAAUUAAUGGUAUGAAGCUGUUACAAUGAGUAACAGAAAAAUUAACCCCCAGAAUGGUAAAAAUAUGAACAUCCUCUAAAUUCAUCUUGUAAUAACUUUUCUUGGCUCAUCCUGACUUAGGAGGAGAUCUUAGCAUAUUUGGGCUAUGGCCUCACAGAGUAAACUACAUAAAAACUGGCCUUUUGUUGUGAUUCAUUGCUUUUCUUUGGAUUAUGUUUAUGGAGGAGGGUGUCCACAUCCUGGAAGUUACCUGUGGCAGUAAAAUAUACCAGUUAAUGGUAAUGAUGAUGUAGUAAAGCACAUGCUGGAAACAAGAAAAUCAAUGAAUCUACCCUGAAAUGCCUGUCAUCCUUCCAUGUCAGAGAGAUCCUUAGGGCUUGACUCUACAGCCCCCUUCCCCACUCACUUAGCCCCAGGUUGGGGCCCAGUUCCUGUCCUCUCAACCUAGUUGUCAGGGUAGAUGCAUAGCAAGGGUUAGACCUGGCAAUAUGUGGUAUGUUUUUACCCCAUUGUUGGGUAAUGAAGAGCUAGAGAGAACUACUGAGCAGUGUGGUAGUUGCAUGAUGGACCUUCUCUUUUACUGUAGGAACACCUCUAUUGCUGUGGGUUGCAGGACUGCUCUGGCUGGUGAGUCUGAGCCCUGUGAUUUCUCUCUCCCACACACCUAUUUUUUUGUGCUUAAUAAAAUAAGGAAUGAAAAAUCCAUCACAGUGCAAAUAUGGAGAGUUUUUAGCCAGACAACUCUGCUGGCAGGAGCUGUGUGAUGCUUGUGUUUGGCAGGGAGGGAAUAAGUGUUAUAAAUGUUAAUGUCAGCAUCAGUGCAGGAAGUGGGAAUGUAAUUGGCCAUUAAUGUUGUUUGCCUGUAUGCAAAAUAAAUUAUUUGUUGCCCAAAGGGCUUCUAAUAGAGAAAUAGAUUUGUACUCAUGAUUUCCUAACAACUGCUUGUCCAAAUGAAGAGGUGAUACUUCCACAUGCAUUGGAGUCUUUCUUUUGAGGUCAAAAGAGAUGACUGAAGGCAAAGGGUAACCUGUUCUGUCAGGAUCACCAUAGUUAUAAGACUUGAGGCUCCCAGGCCUUGCUCCUAGGCAUUAGGAAAUAAAGCAUUUCAAGCAGCAGCUGUGGGAAUUCCAGCGGUGCCUUACCAGGCUGAAUCUCUAGCUCCCUUAGGUGCUUUGACAGGUCCCACUGGACACUUGCCUGGGCUUUUCUCUCUGAACACCCUUCAGAAAGCACUUCCCUCCAGAUGCAGCACUGCUGCCGUCAGUGGAGCCUCUCACAAACAUCCACAGGCAUUGGAGCGGGCUGUCCCUCGGCUGGCGAGCCCGGGGAGGGCUCUGACUGCUGUCUGUGCAACCAGCUCUGCAUGUCGUUAGCAGAUCAGUCCUAUCCAAGCAGUGUGGCUUGGUCAUUGCUGACAACCUUUCCUGUAAGGGGGCUUUUUUUUAAGCUUUGGAAACCGAAACUGAUUUUUCAAAGGUAUGUUUUCUUUUCAAUCAGUAGGUUUUGGCAAUAGGAUUUUUUAUUGCUUUGUUUUCCUUCUCUCCUCCCUCCACGUGUUAUGAACCAGCGUUUUGUGGAGGUGUCCCCGUGUUUUCCAUUCAUCUGUGAGACAGCUCUCUUUCUGAGUCUCUGUAAAAGUGAAUCCAUGUCUUGUCUGUACACUAAGUCUGCUUGUAUGCCUAAUGAGAAGUUGAGCUGGGUUGCUGUUCUGUACAAUUAAUGUUUCCACUGUCGUACCGCAAACAGCACAUAUUGCACUCCUGUGCCACUGUAAUCUGCAUCACUGUUGUACUCAAGUCAAUGAAUAAAGUUUGGAGCUUUAUUCUUAA